Molecule: messenger RNA, 3774 nt
Organism: Gadus morhua (Atlantic cod)
Lineage: Eukaryota; Metazoa; Chordata; Actinopteri; Gadiformes; Gadidae
Gene: meioc
Product: minamoto
Exons: 8
Coding region: 222-2630 (802 amino acids)
Biological process (GO): mRNA stabilization; female meiosis I; meiotic cell cycle
Cellular component (GO): cytoplasm; nucleus
Source: RefSeq, a predicted model, not a curated record
GGCACAGUUGAGAAUGAGAAGUUCGUCGGUUGUGCGCGCGGAUCAUGUUAAAACGACUUUCUCAAGCAGUUUGCCUGUUGUACUCUUAUCUCUUUAAAAAACUAUGAUAAUGAAAUCGUGAAAACCUCAUUAAUUACCCAAAACAUUAACUUGCGUUAUGUACUUACGUUAUGUACUAAGGUCAAUAAUGUGUUAAAGAAGACUGAAAUCAGUAAGUUAAUAUGGCAUAUCAAGGCUUUCGGAAUACAUAUGAGUCAAUUCCGAACGUUUCUACGAACAAGUACAAGGCAUCCCAAACACAAGAUGAUGGGGGAUAUGGGAGUCUGGGACAGCCUCCAAUCCCUACUCCUAGCUUCAACCUGCCAGAAAACCACAAACCGUGGCCAAACAAUGCCGAAGAUCCCUUUCAACUUCUGCGGUGUUCCCAAAACAGUACCAGAAACCUGUCCGAUGCAACUGAUUGUGAUAGUGUUGCUGAUUUAGAUGGCCUUGUUUCAAACAUUUUGGAAGAUGGCGAUUCAUCUGACCCCCUCAGCCACACCAAAAGGAAUUCAUCUAAAUUCACAUCAAUCUGGUCUCCCCAGACGAUAGGCAAUGAUUUGCUACAUUACUCUCAGUCCGCAUCAACAGAAGCAAACCCAGACUUCGACCAAGUACAAGGGCCGGUCAUUUCUAAAGAAAUUAAUAACAGUUUUCAGCAGUUCUAUGGCUUCAACACCAGCAACCAAAGGCUUUCUAAGUCAUCCAAUGGCGACAUGGAUGGCUACAAGCCCCACUCUCUGAAACCAACUAAGCCCCAAUGUCUACCAAUUCCCAGCAUGGAGAACGGUUUCCUGUCUGCAAUGAGGGAAAGUCAACUUAUUGGGAAAAAUUUCCCGAUCCAGAAAAAAGCCUUUGGUCACCAAGGCGAAAUGGACAGCCGUUUAGUUAAUGAUUAUAAUGACAAAUAUAUCCAAAGCAGCCCCGAACAAUACCAGCAAAGUUCACCGCAGGAUGUCAACAAAUUGGUCAGUCCUUUUAUAGAUCUAAUGGCCACUAAGAAAAUAAUGGUUGAAGAGAAUAACCAUUUUAAAUUGACCAAUUCUGCAAUGUCUCCAGACAGUGCAUUGAGAACACCAGUAAAAAGGGGUCUGGGGGGAGAUAUAGGUCCAGUGCAGAGAAAUCCAAAUGAGGGCUUCAUGCUACAUGCAUUCCAAGACAAUUAUCGUUUCCAAGGUCAUGACACAAAGCACAUUCAGCAAUCAACUUCCAAUUCUGCUCCAUGUAACCCCAUAAAGUCAUACCAAAGUAACAUAAUAACCCAAAGCCUAACCGCAACGCCUAAUGUGAACCAGGUUCUUAACCAGUACUCCCAGGAUCAGAUGCAGCAAAGCCAGCUGACAAACAUGGCUUCUAGGGACAGAGGUUAUCUGCCCUUCAACCAACAUCAACCAGUCUCAGAGUUUGGACCUGGCACAUUUCCCCCAAAUCAGAGAAGCCCAUUUUACAAGCAGGACUUAAGCAGAGGGGAUGGAAGAAAUGUCCACCAUGUACCGGGACAGAGCCAGCUGGGCAUGAGUACAGAACCCUUAAGAAAGGCAGAUGUUGACGCGGGGCUUCGGGGAGAGAAGAGCAGGCUGCAUAGUACUGCUGGUGCUUUUGUUCAAGAUGGCUUCCUCUCCACUCAGCGCACAGAGUGCAACACAAGAGUCCCCCGACAUGGUCUCCCACAAAGAAACAACUUCUACUUCCCCCAAUCAGGAAACACAUAUGGCUCUCAGAGAUUUGGUGUUGGCAACAGCACAGCAGAUACUGGGAAGCUGCCACAGUUUGUGCCCCAUACAUACCCUGUGAGUGAUCCAAGGCCGAGCUCCUUCAAAAUGGGUGUUAACUCCAACUCUAACCUGAGCUCCAGACCCUCUCAGCCCUAUGGAAGUGGGCCGCCCUGCCGGGACUUAUGUGACAGAAGGCCAGAAGGAGAAUUCGCAGCCUUAAAACCCGACAUCGCUUUCCAGAUGGCCCAGAGUGCAGGGGGGGGUAUGUAUCCUGAUAUGGCUUCAACUAAGUCACCUCAACCGAUGACCAAGAACCGAGGAGGACCUAUGAGUCAGCUCCACUAUUAUCUGGAGGAAUGCUGUGAUCAGUUAGCAUGCUUGGAGAAAGAGAGGAAGAAGUUUGUGAUCCUUAACAAAACAUUUGCUGGGAGACGGGCUAACGUCGCAACCAGCAGUCUUCUGCCGAAAAUGCCACCCAACCCCUCCAGAGUGGACCGUCUCAUUGUUGACCAGAUCCGUGAACAUAGCAGGGUGUUGAGCCUUCUGGAUCAAUUGGACCCCCUGAGCAGCUUACCCUUCCAGGGCUACAUCCACUCAACUCUUGACCGUCAUUAUAAGGCCAUCAUUUCUACCCAAACCAGACGCAGGGAGGAGUGUAUCAACUUAACCGGCCAGCAGAAGCAGGGAAGCACUCAAGACAUCAUGCCGUUGGCCAUGGCGUUGAAAGACUUAUGCAGCGCAACCAGGAAAACACGCACAGCCCUGUGGUGCACCCUCCAGGCCACCGUCCCCAUGUCUGCCGGCGUACUGGAUAUCCAUGGUGAUGCCGAGACCCCCGCGGUCACAGAGGAAAGCAUCCCAGCAAGAAGGUUGUAGUUCUUAACAGGGAUUCAUCAGCAACGGCUUGAAACAUUUGGUUUGAGAGGUUUGCCAAAGACAUGUCAAGCCUUGUUUGUGUUAAAAAAACCCCGCUACAAUUGUAUCCCAAAUCAUUCCUAGGAUUUAAGUGGCGUGGUAAUGAAAUCAAGGUCAACAAGACUACCAUGAAAUGAGAACUUGAGAUAGUCUGGUGCCUGAGGCACUAGACUAUCCCAAAGCAUUCAGGAACUUCUGGUUGGAUAGCUUUUGUUCGUAAAAUGUUAUUUGUCAACCCAUAUCCUGUAAUCAAUAUGAUAAGUAUGUGCGCUAUUUAUUUAGUUUUAAUUUGUUAUUUAUUUAAAAGAAACCCGGGUAACACUUUAUAAUAAGGUGCCACAAUAAAUAGCAAACUAGUCAUUACCUAACCCUUUGUUAAUAUUUGUUAAUUGUUACUAAAAUAUCUAUUUGGAACAAGUUAAGUUUUUUCAUCAAUUAAUUAGUUUGCAUAACCCUAACCCGACCCUAACCCUAACACACGGCCCUAACCCACAACCCUAACCCUAACCGCGACACUGGUCAGGGAAAGAAUACGAUUAACUUGUGCCAAAUAGAUAUUUUAAGUAAUAAUUAACAAAUAUUUAUAAAGGGUUAGGUAAUGACUAGUUUGCUAUUUAUUACGGCACCUUUAUUAUUAAGUGUUACCGAAACCCGAUAGCCCGGAACGAUAAUCAUUUGAAAUUAACUCUACAAAUAACAAAUAACAUUAGUCAAACCAAUUUGAUCAGAAGUUCAGAACAUGGACCAAAAUAUACCUUGCAUGUUGUGAAGUUAUAAAGCUUUUUAGAAUUAGUAACAAAUGAUGAUGUUUGCCUAUAGACUAUCAUUGACAAAUAUUUGGGUGUUUGAACCUGUCCUUUGCUAGUACAUUUUAGGGUUGAUUGUCUAGGUCAUACAACUAGCACGAUGUUAUCACUGCUCCGUUAUACUUUGAAUUUCCAUAGUUCUCUCAUUUCUAAGUUUUUGUUGUCGUUACAUUUACCAUUUAACUAGAUCCAUCAUCAACUCAACAAAACGGAAGCUGUUAUCUGUUGAAAAUGUUAUUUUAUUUAAAAUGUUGGUGAAAUAACUCAUUGUUAAAAUAAAGUUCAAACAUUUAACCAUA